Molecule: messenger RNA, 256 nt
Organism: Acaulospora colombiana
Lineage: Eukaryota; Fungi; Glomeromycota; Glomeromycetes; Diversisporales; Acaulosporaceae
Source: the annotation of a GenBank genome assembly
AUCAGUAUUGGACCCAAGAAUACCAACUACUAAACACACUUUGCAACAAUGUAUUCAAAGAGGCAACAGCUGAAAUCUCUUUUGAUGAAAUUAACAAUAUCCUAGCUUUCCUCCUCAAGAAAAAAUCACUAGGACUCACAUUUAUCCCCUACAAAGCUUGGAUUAACUUGAGCUCAACAGCAAGAAAUAUUCUCAAAACUUUCUUUAACUCAGUUUUAAAUUCUAGCACCUCUCCCUCACAUUGGAACACUCAGUG